Centruroides sculpturatus (bark scorpion) is the source of this 752-nucleotide messenger RNA. Its product is annotated as lysophosphatidylcholine acyltransferase 1-like. The record is from RefSeq and is a predicted model, not a curated record. Bases 212 to 625 code for a protein of 137 amino acids. Lineage: Eukaryota; Metazoa; Arthropoda; Arachnida; Scorpiones; Buthidae. The transcript is spliced from 4 exons.
AUGAGCAUUGUGAGAACAGUUCUCAAGUUCAUGAAAAUUUAUUAUUGAAUAAAUAUUUCUACUUGAUAAUAUAAAUUUAGUAUCAGCUGUCUGGUGUUUGACACUGGUUGGUGGAUUUAUAUUUCAUCAUAGUUUAGUUUAGCUAUUAAACAAGAUCCUCUUGUAAUUAUUUUGUUUCAUUACUACUUUAAGAAAUAAAUUAGAUAUCAAAAUGGCAAGUAAAAUAUUAGAUGAUGCUGUGAAGGAUAUACCUAAUCCAUUUCUUCAUAGAGUGAAUUUUUCUAAAUUUGAAAAAAUUAAGAUAUGGAUAAUGACAUUCACAAUAUUUCCCAUUCGUUUUAUCAUUAUGAUUAUUCUUCUAAUGACUGCAUGGCUUUUGACAUCAAUUGGUUUUAUUGGUUUAUCAGAAAAAGAAUUUCAAGAGAAACCUAUGUCUGGUUGGAGAAAAUUUUUUAAUCAUCUGCUGAAGAUUUCACCUCAUUAUGUUCCCAUUAUUGUCCUUGUUCAACAUAUAUACUUGAAUAUUUUUAUUGACAAGUAUACAUUUGCACAUUUGCUCCAUCAAGGGCAGUUGUGGGUAUUUGCUAUAUGUUUGGAAGUAAGAAUACAUUUGAUAGCAUCUUAAAUGCACUUUUUAAAAAACUUAUCACUAGUAGUAGAUUUAGAUAUUUAAUGUAACAAAUGUUCUUUAGAUUUAAUCUUAUUCCUUUUCUAGCAAUUAGUUUUUAUUUUCUAGUUAGUAUUUUGUUUUA